This is a messenger RNA of Malassezia sympodialis ATCC 42132, 573 nucleotides long. The record is from the annotation of a RefSeq genome assembly. NCBI's taxonomy places the organism in Eukaryota, Fungi, Basidiomycota, Malasseziomycetes, Malasseziales, Malasseziaceae.
AUGAGCGUGCGUCCUACGGGACCGUCGGCGACAGAGGCUAAAACAAUCCAGCUGUCGGCAUUAUCACCACCCCUUGCCUUUUCACAUGUAUGCCCGUACAUAUUUCGGUGUGCAGAUCCCUCAUCACAGCCUGAAUCAUUUCUAUUUUUAGAAUCUCUAAAUCUCAAAAGCGUAAUUUUGCUGUCCAUUGAAUAUCCUUCCAAGGUGCUGGAAUCGUUUUGCAGCCAGCAUCAUAUUGAAUUGCAUCAUUUUGGAAUUGAAAGAAGAUGGCCAGCCCCAAACCCAAUCGCUCAAGUCUCAGCCCCUACAACUAACAGUCUAUUUUUGUCUCCGCAUGAAAUCAAUUCCUUCAGUGUGUUUGAAACCAUCGUCAAAGAUGGUUUAGAGCUACUACUUGAUAUUAGAAAUCACCCGGUCCUUGUAACUGAUACUGCUGGCGUAUUUGAAACGGGUGUUUUACUAGGUUGUUUGAGAAAAAUUCAGCGCUGGAAUCUCAGCAGCAUUUUGGUUGAAAAGUAUCGUGCUUUUGCAGGACCACUAGCUCGAAGUGCCAUUGAACGUUUCAUCGAAGUA